AUGACGGCAGUUCCGUGCUCCAGAAGCCUGGCUGAUAUUCGAGCUGUUCAGGUUCGAAUUUUCAAGUUUCUGGAGUAUUUUUUUUUCUAGAAAGGUUCUAUGACUAUAAAUCUCAUAGUGAAGUCAGGAAAAUAUUGAAAUGAACUUGGGAACGCCAGAGCGGUCCCUAGAGGGGUUCGGGAAAAAAAUACCCUAGAGGGGACAGGUCAGAGCUCCCUAGUGGGUCCCCAUAGGAGUUUAGAGUCUCACUCUUGAGACGCUAAAGUUUAAGGGGUCCCUAUAGGGGUCUUUUGAUUUAAGUGGUCCCUAUAGAGGUAUUUUUUUAUAAAUUGAAAUUUAAAAAAACGCGUUUUUUUAGUACAUGAGGCCCGUAUAGAAAAAUGAGAAUAAGACAAAAAAAUAUUUUUUUGAAAAAAAGUUAUGAAAUAUCGUCAAAUCUUGAGUAGGCCGUUGCAAUGUUUUUUUAAAAAAAGUGACCUUUUUCGAUUUCGAAAACCCUUUUUCUUGUCCUUUUGCUGACGGGAAAAGAGGAUUCUUUCAAAAAUGUUUUCCUCGAAAUUGAGAAACAGUUUUUUAGGCCGGAGAUAAGAUUUAGAAAAUCAUUUUUCUGAGCUCUUUAUUUCUAAAGAAGAAAAGUAACAUGAUAACAAAAAUAAAAACUUGUUACAAAUUUAACCAAGUUUAUUCUAGAACUAUUCAAUUUGCAGGCGGACAACCUGGACAGACUGAGGGACUCUCUUCAGCAGGUCAACAUCAAGGAUCUGGUGCCGCUCCUCGUCGCUCGGAACGUCCUCAAGUCCUACGAAAUGGGCGCCGUUUAUGCCAAGGUGAAACUUAUCAACAACAAAUUUUGGAAUUUUCGCGAACUUGCUGAAAAACUCUCUGAAGGUUUAGAUAAUGAUCCCUAAUUUUUUUGAUCUGCACCAGCUCAUAUUUUUAUAAAUAUGAUUUUUUAAACUUGCAAAAUAUUAUUUUUAAGCCUAAAUUUUCAAACUUUGAAUGAAACUAUCUCAAAAACUAAAAGUUGGACCAGGUAGAGACUAUGAGGCUAUAACCUUUCAAUAGUGUUUGAGCAAGUUUAUAGAAAGUUCCAGGUCACAAAGGAAUUGACCUACUUAUAGGGCCUAAUACUGUGUUUAAACUGCGGUCUCUGAAAAUUGACUGGGAAUUUUCAGUGGUCACUAGAGGGUUUUGAUGUUUUAGUGGCCACUUAAGGGGUUUAAAUUUAGUGGCCACUAUAGAAGUCUAAGUGCUACAAAAUUUUUAGUGGCCCCUUUAGGAGUCGAUGGAUCAACAUAACUGGUCCAAUCUGUUUGUGUUAUAAUUACCAGAGUUACUGGAGGGAAUACUGGAUGAAAAACUACUGAAGUGGCCACUAAAAAUUUUUCCAGUAAGGCCCUAAAAACUAAAAUUUUGCGCAGAUAGAAAAUAUUAAGAAUCUUCAUCUAGACCUUGAAAGUUUUUUUGAACAAAUUCCAAACCGCAAAUUGAAAAGACUUCUCUUGUAAGCAUAAGGUUGACCGGUCAGAAAUAAAUAAUUAAUAAUUUAUAUUUUUCUCAAUGACAAAUUCUGAAAGUUGAGAAAAAGAUAAGUCAUAUUUUUUUAUUUCACGUGAAAAAUCUCCUUUUUAAGUUUAAUUUCAAAAAGUUUGUGAAAAUACGUUUCAAAAAAAGAUUCAAAUAAUUAUGUGAUACGUGCAGCUUUUCGUUGAGAAUUCGAUGAGCAUCACUCAAAAAUCUUAUUUAGUCACUCUAAAAAACCAUAACUCUGUUUCAGUCGUUCGUUCUGAAAUCAGAAAAAGAGUGUUGUUGGUUACAUUUAGGAUUUACUAGGAAAAAAUGAUGUUGAAGUUUGAGUACAAUUGAAAUUAUAACCGAUUUCGUCGGUUUUCCUCGGUUAUUCUAACCAGAGAACUUUUUUAUUUUCUUUGUUUGUUCUGAAAUCAGGAGGUCCUGAAGUAAACUUCAGCAAAGUUUCAGCAAAAGUUCAACCAAGAGGGGUUUUUUGAAUAUUCUUGGAAUUACUCUGACAUCGGUAACGCAUUUAUUUCAGGCUUUUAUGCCAAUCCUUCCCUUCUUUUUACUGUGCAUGUUAUUUCGUUCUGCCUGUAAAUAAAUUAUUUUUAUAACGCAAACGGGACGCGCCCCGGCCGCUUCUGUGAACUUCUAGGAACCACUCAAAAGUGUUGAAGCCGCUUAAGUUAUCACUAGAAAAGCUCAGAAACGUGAUUGCGAUUUUUGUGAAGUGAAACUCUUUUGUCGCAGUUGGAAGGAUGCGAAGUGGCAGCUCAAAAACAUUUUUGAAAACAUUCUGAGCAUAAAGAAAUCAGAGAGACCGCAACGCGACCGCGACGCUUUGAGCCAUUCCAAGUGCGACCAAAUCUUUCAAAGUCGCUGUGAAUCAAUUAUGGAAAUAGUUUUACAUUUUCCACGGUUCCCGGUUUCGGCUACUGUUGUUAAUGGAGGAAGUUCAUGGAAAAUUGAUAUAUUAUGUAUAAAACAAAUUUUCACCUUCCUUCUCAUUCUUAUUCUCAUUAUUAUUUUUUAAAUUGAUGUCUUGAAUCCAAGGAAAUUUCUGCAAGGGUUUUAAAUUGACUUUUUACUAUCCUUUUUGUUACUUUUCCAGAAAAAUUUUUAAAAAAAUACGAAAACAAAUCUUUUUUUCUAUUGGACUAAAUGGAAAAUAUGAGUAUAAGAGCAUGAAAAGUUUCGAAAAAUCCAUUAAAAAAACAAAAAUUUUUUGCGAAAAACCAAAGCUCAAACGUCAAUUUAUUCUUCAAUUUCUUUGCAUUAGCUAUUCCUCGGAGUAGUUUUUCUUCUGUUUUUGAAAAUAUUAAAAAAAUAAAAAGGAUUUUUUUAUUGUACUUUACGCCGCAAUACUUUGAAUAGCUUCCUCAAAACUUUUAUGAAUUAUUUAUAACUUUUUUUCAAAGAUCCUCUCGGUUUGAACGAUUUUUUCAAAAUACAUUAUUCACUUUUUUGACAAUUACCAGAUCUUCCAUGAUUUUUUCACAAGACUUUUACUUUCAGGGAAACUCCGAAGCCCAACUCGACGCUCUGAUCGAGCUUCUGAAAACGAAAAAUCACUGGGUCGGCCCAAUGACCGACGCUCUUAUCCGCAACGGACAGGUUUUUCAAUUUCUUUAAACUCAAGAAUGCCAGAGUGGUCCCUAGAGGGAUUAAGAAAAAAAACAGCCCCUAUAAGAGACAAGAUAGUGCUUGCCAGAGGGCUGAAAUUAAGAGGAUCUUUAAGGUAUUUAGAAGCUCCUAGAGCUUGAGUGAUCCCUAGAGUGAUUCCUACAGUGGUCUAUAACUUUUUGUGUUUUAAAAAUUAUGAAGAAAUUUUUCAAAGAAACUUGAUCGAUUGAACCUUUGUUGAUUUUUUAAAGUUUUCAAAUAACGUUAAUUCAUUGAGUUUUUUGCAAUUUUUGACCCUCUAGGGACUAAUAGCAUGCUACCCCAGAGGGGUCCCUUUUGCAAGCUUUAGUGUCCUCUAUAGGGCAGGUAAGGUGAUCAUAAGAAAAGAACUUUCAAGUUCCCCCUCUAGGGACCACCCUGACCCUUUUAAGAACCUUUUUAACCUCAUACAACUGAAAGAAGCUUUGGGAAAAAAACUACCAAGAGAGAAAAAUACUUCCAAAAAAAUUAGGAGUCAAAAAAAGAAUGAAUCAAAAUUAAAGAGAGAUAUUUAUGAAAAUUUUCAUUGUAAAGUGAAAAAUUCAUUUUGGCUCUUGAAACUUGGAUAACAAAUUAGAGAUUGUUUCAUUUUUUUAUAAAGGCGAUCUGAAAAAGGGAACGUGAUUCGCUUCAAAAUUUGGAAAAAAAUUUCAGAAAAAUAUCCCUAAAAUUUUUGUAAUUUGUUCAAUUUAUCAGCUCCAAAUUUGUAAGAAGUGAGUUGAAAUUUAAUUUUUUUGCGAGGUGAAACAAUUUUUUUCUCAUUCUCUAUUUUUUUCCGAGUGAUUUUUUUCGAAAUUUCAAUCAAAUUUUUUUGUAAAACUCUUUAAAACGGAAUAUAUUUCUUUUUGAAAAAUUUUUUAGUUAUCUUGAAAAUAUGGUGACAUGCUAUAAAUUACGGGCGUUUACAAAAUGCGACCGGCGCGACUGCCUAUAAAACGCGACCGCUUUUUUUGUGCUCCAUUGAAAAUUAAUAAAAUAUGGGCGUUUUUUUCAAUUUUGGUUAUUAUUUUAAAAUUACACGGAAUUAUAAUUUUUUCGACAGCUUUCUGAUCAGUAUAGUGGUGUCUUUUUUGUAUUUUUGAUAGUACCUUUCAUUAAACGAUUUUUCAAGAUUUAUUUCGUCCCGUAUCCAAUUUUUCAAUAGAUUCCGGUUUAAUACAGAUCCAUGAACUAUGAGAAAAUUGUUUUAAAAACAUCCUAAUGAGAAGCCUCCGUUUUUUGAGCAAUUGAAGAAAAAUUUAUCAUGAUGAAUUCGUUAAUUUUGUCGUAGUACUUUUUUUAAAAUAGUUUUUCUUUGAAAGGAAAAGAUAGGGGAUAAUACAAAAUUUGAGAAAAAUUACCAGAAAAGGCGAAAUAGAUAAGACCGAGAAACGCCUGUAUUUUGAUAAUUCGCAGUGGAACACAAAAAAGCGGUCGUAUUUUAUAGACCUUCGCACCGGUCGCAUUUGGUAAACGCCCGUACUUUAUGACAUGCUGUUCAAUCAAUAUAUUUAUCAAUCAAUAUUUAUUGGUUGUUUUAGUCAGAUGGAAUCGACUAGGAGGGGAAAAAUUGCUCUUUUGAGCGGCACUAACACCGCCUUUGGCGAAAAAGAAGUCAAAACGUGUAGUCGAUUGAAUUGAAAGCAUGGUCUUACGGUCCUUCGCCUCGUUCUUCCACAAGUAGAUCCCUCAGUUUCGCGGGUACGGGCACGGCGGAGAUGAUGGGGCUCGGGCACGGACGCCUCGUGCACGACUCUAGAGUAGCCUGACCGACUUUGAAAAGAGUGAUGAAAAAUACACGGAAUUACCUAUUAACACUACUGAUAGGAAAAACACUAUUGUACAGUAUCUAUUAAUUUUUUUUUUGGUGUUACCAAGAACUUCUAAUGUAAUUGAAACAGUUAACAAAACUUCAAAAAAAAGUCAACUGAUUUUGUGUUGAGUUUGAAACCGGAAAAUCAUCAACAUUUCCAUUUUCAUUUUACAGGCCCCGAUCGCCAAGCUUCUUCUUCAAAUGCAGCAAGCUAAAGCCUAA
Caenorhabditis auriculariae is the source of this 5191-nucleotide messenger RNA. NCBI's taxonomy places the organism in Eukaryota, Metazoa, Nematoda, Chromadorea, Rhabditida, Rhabditidae. The record is from the annotation of a GenBank genome assembly.